Molecule: messenger RNA, 891 nt
Organism: Trichoplax adhaerens
Lineage: Eukaryota; Metazoa; Placozoa; Uniplacotomia; Trichoplacea; Trichoplacidae
Exons: 2
Coding region: 1-891 (296 amino acids)
Biological process (GO): quinolinate catabolic process; NAD+ biosynthetic process
Cellular component (GO): cytoplasm
Molecular function (GO): nicotinate-nucleotide diphosphorylase (carboxylating) activity
Source: RefSeq, a predicted model, not a curated record
AUGGACUACAAAAAUUUAGUAUCAAAGGUACUCGUAGAAUCACUCGUGAAUCAGUGGAUUCAAGAAGAUAUCCCCAACUUUGAUUAUGGUGGCUAUGUCGUUGGUGAAAAGGUAGAAACAGCUGUACUACUGUGCAAGUCGGAAGGGGUCAUUGCUGGUCAGCCAUUUGUCCAAGGUAUCUAUGAUAAGUUGGGCUGCCAAAUUCAAUGGAAAGUAGAGGAAGGGACACUUAUACAACCGAUUGCUCAAGUAGCUCAAGUGCAAGGCCCAGUUAAUAAAAUCUUGAUGGGAGAGAGGAUUUCACUCAAUUGUAUUUGUCGAGCAAGUGGUAUAGCCACACGAGCUCGCUAUUUGCAUAAUUUAGCUAAAAGUGCUCAAUGGCAUGGUGAAAUUGCUGGUACUCGCAAGACAACGCCAGGUUUUCGAACAGUUGAAAAAUAUUCGCUAUUAGUGGGCGGCAUAUCAACCCAUCGUUUCAACUUAUCUUCUAUGGUAAUGCUGAAGGAUAAUCAUAUUUGGAGUGUUGGUAAUAUUGAAGCUGCUGUCAAAAAAGCCCGCCAAGCUUGUGGUUUUUCUACUAAGAUUGAAGUUGAAUGUCGCAGCUUAGAAGAAGGCUGUCAAGCGGCCAAGGCUGGUGCUGAUAUCAUUAUGUUAGAUAAUUUUGAGCCCGAUGCUUUACACCGUUCUGCGGCAGCACUGAAGGUCCAUUAUCCUCAUGUAUUAGUAGAAGCAAGUGGUGGUAUUACUGUGGAUACAAUCAAUUCUUAUUUCGUUCCUAAUGUCGAUGUCAUAUCGUUAAGUAGUACAAUUCAGGGUUGUCCUGUAGUUGACUUUUCAUUAAAAAUACUGAAAGAAGAAACAGUGCCCAGAAUACAUAAAACUAAAACUUGA